Messenger RNA from Chiroxiphia lanceolata (lance-tailed manakin), 2600 nucleotides. RefSeq names its product FTO alpha-ketoglutarate dependent dioxygenase (gene FTO). The transcript is spliced from 9 exons. Bases 98 to 1657 code for a protein of 519 amino acids. Gene Ontology annotation, molecular function: broad specificity oxidative DNA demethylase activity; ferrous iron binding; mRNA N6-methyladenosine dioxygenase activity. Gene Ontology annotation, biological process: regulation of multicellular organism growth; DNA alkylation repair; RNA repair. NCBI's taxonomy places the organism in Eukaryota, Metazoa, Chordata, Aves, Passeriformes, Pipridae. The record is from RefSeq and is a predicted model, not a curated record.
GGGCCGGGCAGUGCCCGCGGAGCUCAGCGAGGCUCCCGCCGGGACCUGCGGUGCCCGGGACGCUGCUCCGCCCCGGGCGGGCGGCUGGGGCGGCACCAUGAAGAGGAGAGCAGGGGAGCGGGAGAAAGAGCUGAAGAAAAAAAGGCUUCUUGAAGAACUUGGAGAGAACAGACUUCCCUAUAUGACUCCAGCCGAUGAUGAUUUCCAUCAGUUGUGGAAGACCAAAUAUUCCAAGCUGAUUUUCAGAAAAUCUGAGACAGUACCUGAAGAGCUCCAUCAAAUGGUACAAAAAGGCUUUCUGACCUUGCGAGAACACGAUUGUUUCUUUCAAGAUCUUGUAAGGAUCAAAGGAAAAGAUUUCCUUACUCCAGUGUCUCGUAUAUUAAUUGGAAACCCAGGAUGCACUUACAAGUACUUGAACACAAGAUUGUUUACAGUUCCUUGGCCUACUGAAGGUUAUGAUAUAAAAUAUUGCAGUCCUCAGAUACAUGAUGCUUGUAAGGCAUUAAUCAGACUUAAUGACUACUUGCAUAUUGAAGCAGUCAAGACAUUACAAGGACAAAAUUUAUGUGAGACCAAAGAAAUUAAAGAUACUACUGUAAUAGAUAGGGAGCAAAGUUUUGCUACUUCUCUUAUGGAGCGAGGGUCUGUUUCAAAAGAUCAAAGCGGUGUUUGUGUACCAGAGGAUGACUCCGUAAGUCUAGAGAACAGAACAUCUUAUAACCUGACUUUAUUAAAUUAUAUGGAUCCACUACAAAUGCUGUACUUGAAACAAGAACCUUAUUUUGGAAUGGGGAACAUGGCAGUGAGCUGGCACCAUGACGAGAAUCUGGUUGAAAGGUCGACGGUUGCUGUGUACAGUUACAGCUGUGAAGAUUCAGGUGUGGGAGAAAGCAAUGAACAAGAACUGAAGGGAAGAGACCCAGCUGUUUGGCACGUAGGCUUGAAGGUAGCGUGGGACAUCGAGACACCUGGAUUAGCAAUACCACUUCACCAAGGAGACUUCUACUUGAUGCUUGAUGAUCUCAAUAUGACACAUCAGCACUGUGUUCUGGCUGGUUUAUCACCUCGAUUCAGCUCAACUCAUCGAGUGGCAGAUUGUUCUAGAGGAACAUUGGAAUACAUAUUUGGACAAUGUGAACUGGCACUCCAGAAUUUACAGACUGAUUCUGAUUCAAUGGCUUUAUCUUUGAAAUCCCUGGAAGCUGCAGUUGUGAAGCAAGUAGAAGAAAUACAUAAUGAGGUUGAAUUUGAGUGGCUUAGGCAAUUUUGGUUCCAAGGCAAGAGGUAUUUGAAGUGCACUGACUGGUGGCUUAAGCCUAUGGCUAAAUUGGAAGAAUUUUGGAGAAAAAUGGAGAUUAUGACAAGUCUGGUCCUCUCCGAAGUUAGAAAAGAACAACAAAUUGAGGAACAAAGGAAUGAAACCAUCAGCUGCUUCCUGCUAGUCCUUAAGGAGCGACAAAGGCUGCGUAAAGAAUGGACAGUAAGAUGCCAGUCAGAUGCAGCAGAGAGCUUGCCAGAAGACCAGAAACCAGAAUGUCAUCCCUUCUGGACAGAUGAUGAUGAAUGUAAUAUGCCUCUGCCAUAUGAUCUUGAAGAAGUAAUUGCUUAUCUACAAAAUCUUACUCAAUGGAUAACAAGUGACCUUCCAGCCUAGAAUUAUUGAUGCUCAUCAUCUGGGGAGAAGCUUUGUAGUUUAACAUAAAUCCUUUUCAGCUUUAUGAUUCCUUCAUUAUGUGUUGUUUUAUAUGUCAAUGCAGAUUUUACCAGUCAUCACACAGUACCUUAGUUACUGUCUCAUAAUAAAAAGGACCAGCCCCCAAAUUUACAGAAGCAUGUGUUUUUUAAGACCUGAAGUCCAGAACGCCAGCCUUAGUUCUGUCCUCCUCUGCUCUAAUUCCCAUUGACCCUGCAGCCCAGGGAUAUCCAUGUUUCAUAGAAGCACAGAAUGGGUCAGGUUGGAAGGGACCACAGUGGGAUCGUCUGAUCCAACCUCCCCGCUCAAGCUGGAUUGUUCUAGAGCACCAGACACAGGAUUGCAUCCAGACAGUUCUUGAAUAUCUCCAGUGAGGGAGAUAUUACCCUCUCUGGGCAAUCUGUUCUUCCUCAUAUUGAGGUGGGACUUCCUGUGCAUCCGUUUCUGCCCAUUGUCUCUUGUCCUGUAUCUCGGCACCACCAAGCAGAGUCUGGUCCAUCCUCUGACACCCUUCUCCAGAUGCUGGUAGACAUUGAUAAUAUUCCUUCUCAGUCAUCUCUUCUUGAGGCUGAACACUCCCAACUCCCUCAGCCAGUGUGUUUUCACAGGUUCCCUUUGUAUCUAUGUUUCAGCUUCCGUGAGUGCCUACAACUGCCUCUGGUUUGACAGGCUUGAGCAACACAAGGUGUAUCUCACACCUGUGGCAAAGCAGACUUAAUGAUUUGGGCAUCCUAACGAGAGGCGAGGUUGGGGUGAGCCUGCUGGAGAUCUUCAAAACAGAGCUGUGAGUUCUUCAUCCACUAACACGGAGGGGCAGGAGUGUGGAGAUAAUCCUUUAUGCAGUGGCUCCUUGUUAGACCGUUUUUUCAGAUGAGGAGCUCUGGAGAAGCAUCCUAACAUAGAU